Messenger RNA from Rosa rugosa (rugosa rose), 1615 nucleotides. RefSeq lists its product as uncharacterized. The transcript is spliced from 3 exons. Gene Ontology annotation, molecular function: protein binding. Lineage: Eukaryota; Viridiplantae; Streptophyta; Magnoliopsida; Rosales; Rosaceae. The record is from RefSeq and is a predicted model, not a curated record. Bases 920 to 1453 code for a protein of 177 amino acids.
UCCACAAUAUGACCAUACUAGAUUUAGUGUGUCCUGACCAGGUCGAGUCGAGACAAUGAACAGAAGCCACUCUUAUGUAGAUAAAACAAGAGGAGCCAGGUCAGGUAGUAAUUUAAAGAAACUUAAUUACCUACGUACGUUGGCAUUUUGUUAGUUAAUUCCUAGGAAGUCCCAUGGCCCAAGUUAGUGAGCUCCAUUAGUUUGCACCUUGUUGGUAGAUUCUGGUGAUCGAUCGAGGGCCGGCCUGUGUUUCGACUUUCGAGCUUCCCGGUCUCGACCACGACCCAGAAUCAUAAUAGUUCAAAUCAGGCAUGAAAUUGAGUGGGUUUCGAUCGGUAGGCUGCUGAGGCGCAGGAACGACGUCUCAGAGUUUUGAAACGGAUUGUGUUUAAGAGUGUUGGAGAGCCGAAUUCUCAGAGUUUCAGACUUUCUCUCUUCCAAAAGGCAGCAAAUUCGAUCCCUAACUCAGAGUGAGCGAGUGUUGGAGUUCGAUUCGUCGAUUCGCAGCAGUCAAUUUGAAGGUAUUGGAGUUCAAUUCCAUUUGAAGUGCAGGUAGCAUGGGAAAUAAGUUGGUUUAUAGUGCAGAAGUGCAGGUGGUUAUAAUUGAUUCUCAGUUUCCAUGUACCAGUAAUCAAAAUUAGGAGAAUCCAAUGGAAAAUUAAGUUGUCGAAAACACAAAAUUACCAUCAGAUUCAGUGUAAGCAGGAACCUUCCCUUUGAGUAAUUUGUUUUCUUAUGGGAGCAUAGAGUGCGCGCUAUCUAGACCAACAGUCUGUGUGGGCAGGUUGUAUCAGUUGGUAGAUUAAAACUCUCCCAUGAACUGAUUGAAUUCUGGUUAGCCAGAACAAAUGGCUGGCAACGCACGAGUUAGCCAGGACUUUAUUGAGCAAAAGGUCAGCAGGGUUCACCAAUUCAAUAGAUGUUUACCAAUGAUAGGAGGCAAGAAGAGCGAACCGGAAGAUAUGGUACUUCAAGGCUGCAAUACCUUCAGGAAUUGGUGACUCAAUUUCAGAGUACCACCUGUGAAGAAUCAAAAGAGAAGAUUGUUGCUAAUCUGGCUAACUUUGCUUAUGAUCCUUACAAUUAUACGUAUUUGCGCCAGCUCAAUGUGGUGGAACUUUUUCUGGACUGCAUAACAGAGCCAAAUGAGAAGCUUGUGGAAUUUGGGUUAGGCGGAAUCUGCAAUUGUUGCCCUGAUCCGGCCAAUGCAGCAAUUGUCACCCAGUGUGGCGGGAUACCCCUUGUUAUUCAAUGUCUAUCAAGCCCAGUUAGAAACACCGUGAACUAUGCAAUUGGAUCGCUUUAUUAUCUCUGCAACACAUCUAAUACGGAAGAGAUUAUGAACCCAGAAGUGGUUGACGUCAUGAAGAGAUAUGCUGCUGCUGAAGCAGCAAAUGUCAGCUUUAGUAAUCUAGCCAAAGCAUUUUUGGACAUACAUGUUUCCAAAAAUUAACUUUGAGACAGAGUAGGUCUGUUGUUAGAUGAGCUAUCGAGACGCAUCCUUUUUUCGUUAUUAACUUUCAUGUUUGCUUGUUCAGAAAAUUUAGUUGAUUCUUGGUUUUGCUUAGUAACUGCAAUCAUCUCUCUAUUUAUGGUACUUGUAUAUUUGAUUGUA